Molecule: messenger RNA, 1253 nt
Organism: Oryza brachyantha (malo sina)
Lineage: Eukaryota; Viridiplantae; Streptophyta; Magnoliopsida; Poales; Poaceae
Exons: 2
Coding region: 1-1104 (367 amino acids)
Source: RefSeq, a predicted model, not a curated record
AUGGACGAGUCGUGGAGGUGCACGAUGGGGUCGGUGCUGCCGCGGCAGAGGGCAUCGGACCACCACGCCGGCGGCGGCGGGGGAGGACGGCAGAGCCUCGCUCCCGACGACUUCCGGGACGUGUUCGGCGGGCCGCCGCGCACGGUGCUCCUCCGCAGCUUCUACGGCGCCGGCGAGGCUGAGAACUACCACUCCCCGGCGAUGGGGCAGCAGCACCAGCACCACGUGUUCUAUGGCGGCGCCGACGCGUUCGGCCGCCGGUACGGCGCCGCCGCCGACGGCCGGGGCGCGGCGGCGGCCGUGCCCACCGAGGAGGGCUUUUUUGACGACAUCUUCGGCGCCGGCGGCCGUCACGUGAGGUCGAGGUCGAGGUCGACGAAGUCGUCGUCGGUGGUCAGCUCCGACGAGUUCGGCGCCGGCCCCGCCUUCUGCCGGCAGCCGGCCGGCUCCGGAUGUCGCGGCGGCGACGCCACGCUCUCCUCCUUCGCUUCCAAGCUCAGGCCGAUAGCGAUUCCGUCGCGGCGGUACGACUCGUCGCCGCCGUCGACGGCGUCGACGAGAGGGGACUACCAGAGCAGUUUCACGUGCUCGACGGCCGCGUACCCGGCGUCGCGCUGCUACUACGCCGGCAGGACGACGGCGACGAACCACAGCAGCGCGGCGAGCAGCAACGCCGAGAGCUCGGCGCCGGCGGCGCACCACGGCAACCACCGUCACCACCACCGCGGCAGCGGCGGCUUCUGCUGCUUCACGUCCAACCCGGAGACGACCAGCAACGGGCACAGCUUCCGGCGGACACGCCGCGGCGGGAGGGCGCGGUCGCCGGCGGCCGCGGCCGCGGCCGACGCCGACACGGCCACCGAGUGGUCUCACUCCCACGCCGCCGACUACGGGUACUACUACUCGCCGCCGUCCGCCACGUCGUCGUCGGCGUUCGGCAACCAGCUGCCGAGGACGCCGCGGCGGCUGGAGGAGGUGGUGAUGGAGGUGAGGGAGCGUGCGCCGCUGCUGAUGGACGACGACGGCGACAUCGACAGCGUGGGCGCCGCCGCCGUGGACGAGGCCAUUGCAUGGGCCAAGGAGAGAUUCUGGAGCCAAGCCUAGUACUCAUAAACUGUCAAGAAAUCAGUAUCAGGACAUGCCCAAUUUCAAUCCACCAAUCCAUGUUAUGCACUUUGUAAAUUGAAAUCAUAAUUCAUUCUUAGCUUAUAUACUCCUAGAGAUGACUGAUGAAAUGUGAGUCACACUCACAU